ACGAUAUCAACGCCUCAUGAGGGAUAGGAUAGCCUUGAGUGAUUACACAGCAUGACCACUAUCCGUAUCCAGAUCCACCAUUAUUGGAGGACCGACUAUCCGCGUAAAUCUAAAUUAAUUGGCUUGCUCGUGUGGCGCUUUGCUGUUUAUUUUCUACCUCCGCAUCUGCAUGAAGAUGAAAUUGAAAAUGCUUGUCGCAUUGUUUGUUUCUCGGUUUCAUUUCUCAGAACACUCCUGGACAGUAUAGUCGCUUUCUCAGGUGGGAACUUUGCGCUCGCAACAUCCCAGAGAUGAAAUAGACGUGUCGGAACCCCUUGGCAUGAUACGGGUUCGCGUUCUCGAGAACAACGGCGUCGAUAUUGACACAACCAAGACCGCCACUACUUCUUUGCCUGCGAAGAUAUCUUCAACCAAAAGCAGGGCAAGUAGCCUGGGCACGCGAACAGAUACAGGGGUAGAUCACUAGUGUUGCUCGACUGCUUUAGCUUUUCAAUUACAGAUGUGGGAUGCCGUGUUGUUUCGGCACCGCAAAAAAGUCCUACGACUCGGCCGCAUUGGUGUCUGCACUACCAGAUCCAGGUCGUAGCCCCGAUAGAGGUGCGGACCAGUUGUAUGUAGCAACUAAAAGCCACCGUGCUGGUGGAGUGUCGGUUUUCCAAGGGCGACAUGCUAGUGCAGGACGAGAUAGUCCUCUGUACGCGCAGGCAGGUUCAUCUUCAGUGGAUACAUGGCAACGCGUGCGUCGUGAGGAAGACGAGGAGUCGGAGCCUUUUUAUUCGGUGCGCGAAGAGGAUUCGGAUUCGGAAAAGGAUGGCGGUAAAUAUGUUGGCUCGUCUGGUAGACGAUAUUUUUCUGUAUACUGAUGUUGACCGCUUCAGCUACUUAUACUUAGACAUAGUUUUAGUUCUACUUGAAGAUUUACUGCCGACCGAAACCGGACAACUGCAACUGCUGCAGUGGCCCGCAGCAGCAGCGUUGUGCAGCAGUAUAAUUGUGAUCAUAUCGAUGCGCAUGCGCAACAAAAAUGUGAAGUAUUUACAGGCGGUUUGUGGUAAUUCUGCAGCAAUCGCAAUAGGAAGUAGAUCAAGAUUUAUUUAGUGCGGUUGGAGGAUCUACGAGUUUUUUGGAGGAGUCGGGUAGUUAUUAAACAAAAAAACAAACCGACCGAUAGCUGUCUCGCCCGGGAAAAUUGCAUUUUUGUAGAUUUUGUAUCCCUUGGUAGGUUAGUUACGAUUUGCCUAGCCUUGCCGUCCAUUUUUUGAACUCUUACCCGUAAAAAUAUCGUUUUCUUCACCAUAUUCGCAGGGAGCGGCGGUAUUGGAUGUUCGACAGCUGCGGAGGGCUUCCCUUCGAAGCUGCCACUGCACCCUUUCCGAGGGGGCUUCGGCAGCCUCGAAAACAUGAUUGCAACUCCAUUGGUCCAGCGGCUCGCGACGCCCAUGAACGCGGAAGAGGAACUAUCAAAAGGAAAAAUUCCCCCUCCCCAUAUCAAAACAAUGUUUCUGAUGCUCAAUUUGCGUACACAAAUCAGAUUUGUCUUGCUGGCGAGGACUGCAGGCGCACCAUACUAAGCCCGACGAGUAGACAGGUUUUGGCCUAGGCGCUUUGCAUGACAGACGUCUACGCUGUAGGUGCAACAGCAUGACAAACCGCCUGUAGAGUGCGGCGGAGCUUGUGGAGUCGCCUUCAUGCAACACAGAGACGGUUCGUGGUCACAUUUCAGCACCACAAAUUUUCGAAAACGUUCCUUGUCAAUAUGGGGAGGGGGAGUUUUUCCUUUCGGUAGCAACUCGGCUACAUUAUGGAGUUCUUGGACAAAUUUCGAAGAGAGGAAAGGCAAGGACUCUGGAACUUGGCUUUGGACAAGGCAGAGUGCAAAGUGUGGAAGCGGUUCAUCGAGCUCGGCGGCUCUUCGUCGUCUACAUCUACUUCCAUGGCGCCGCCGUCGUCCACCAACACGCAACAACCUGUCCAGAAGGUGCUUUUUUUCCUCGCGGAGAGUAUCAUACACGCACCUCCCGAAGUGGUCAUGCAUCUCAUUCAGAACGUCCAACUGCGGAUGUCCUGGGAAGACAACUUUAUGGUGGACGAAAUGCUGGAAGGUGACUACUACCGAGGAAUCGAACGCGUCGUCAUUCGCUCUCCGGUGUUUGGGUUUAGCAAUCGUGAGAUUAUCCGGUUUCGGGAGGCCAGAUGCACACCGGCGUUCCAGUAUAUUUAUAUAUAAUAUGUAGAGGUAGACGCGCCGCCCGUUUGAUAUGUUUAUUCUUUUCAUACGUUAAUCGUUACCCUUUGAUGAAUAAAUCAAUGCUAAGUCGUGUACAACUGAAUUGAACGAACCACUGUUGAGGUGUUCUGGCAAACACGCAGUAAAAAAUGUGGUAUACGCUUACGCAACCAGGUAUCCCUACCUCGCUUAUGAGCGUUCCACCAGCAGUCGGGAUUGCGCGUACCCUCCCACGGGAAAACAGGUUCGCGUGACUGUGUUUAUGUCGGGCAACACUCUGGAGCCCGGCCCGAAGCCGGGCACCACGCUUUUGAGGGUGAUCACCGACAGCAACCCUGGCGGCGCUAUUCCCAGCGCCGCUGUGAAUCUAGUGGUAGCCUCCAUUCCACGACAGUGGUCCCAAAAGCUGAACAAGGAAUGUCUGAAAUUCAUGGCAAAGGAGCCCGUAAACCCGUUGCCGGAGGCUCGGCUCAGAGAACUGGUGGAAAACCUCAAUAGUAGCUGA
Messenger RNA from Amoebophrya sp. A120, 2732 nucleotides. Lineage: Eukaryota; Dinophyceae; Syndiniales; Amoebophryaceae. The record is from the annotation of a GenBank genome assembly.